Messenger RNA from Phragmites australis (common reed), 1255 nucleotides. RefSeq names its product peroxidase 4-like. The coding region runs from base 89 to 1063 and encodes 324 amino acids. The record is from RefSeq and is a predicted model, not a curated record. Gene Ontology annotation, biological process: hydrogen peroxide catabolic process; response to oxidative stress. Gene Ontology annotation, molecular function: peroxidase activity; heme binding. The transcript is spliced from 4 exons. NCBI's taxonomy places the organism in Eukaryota, Viridiplantae, Streptophyta, Magnoliopsida, Poales, Poaceae.
ACUUCCAGGCAAGACACGCACUGCAUCUCAGCUUGCUGCAACUGCACCAGAGAAUAGCUGCAGCUGCAUCCAUUGAUCGGCCUGCCUCAUGGCUCGAGCAUCAGCUGCAAGAUGUAGCAUCAGCUGCAUCGCUGUCCUCUUGCUCCUCGCGCUCGCCGGCACCUCGUCGGCGCAGCUGUCCACCAGCUUCUACUCCUACUCGUGCCCUGGCGUGUACGACGCCGUCAAGUCGGUGAUGCAGUCCGCCAUCGCCAGGGAGCAGCGCAUCGGCGCGUCCAUCCUCCGCCUCUUCUUCCACGACUGCUUCGUCCAAGGUUGCGACGCAUCGUUGCUCCUGGAUGACACGCCCAGCUUUCAGGGCGAGAAGAUGGCCACGCCCAACAACGGGUCGGUGAGAGGCUUCGAGGUCAUCGACGCCAUCAAGUCCGCCGUCGAGAAUGUCUGCCCUGGCGUCGUCUCCUGCGCCGACAUCCUCGGCAUCGCGGCCAGAGACAGCGUCGUCAUCAUGGGCGGGCCGAGCUGGGACGUGAAGGUUGGGAGGAGGGACUCGACGACGGCGAGCUUCAACGGAGCUAACAACAACAUCCCGCCGCCGACGUCGGGGCUCGCCAACCUCACCUCCCUCUUCGCCGCUCAGGGUCUCUCCCAAAAGGACAUGGUCGCUCUCUCUGGAGCUCACACCAUAGGCCUAGCACGCUGCACAAACUUCAGAGCGCACAUAUACAACGACACCAACAUUGACGGUGCCUUUGCAUGGACAAGGCAAUCAGGCUGUCCUAGAACCUCAGGUUCAGGUGACAACAAUUUGGCGCCUCUGGACCUUCAAACACCGACAAUCUUUGAGAACAACUACUACAAGAACCUUCUCUGCAAGAAAGGGCUUCUACACUCUGACCAGGAGCUCUUCAAUGGUGGAGCCACUGAUUCACAAGUCAAGUCAUAUGUUAGUAGCCAAAGCGCAUUCUUUGCGGACUUUGUGACAGGCAUGAUCAAGAUGGGUGACAUUACGCCAUUGACGGGCUCCAACGGACAGAUCAGGAAGAACUGCAGAAGGAUCAACUAAGAGGCGAUACACACAGUCUAUUGAGACCUUAUCAAUUAAUAUACUAUCUUGCAAGUUUGUAAUCUGUCCGUUUUUAUUCGCACAAUUGUGAAAUCAUUAUAUGUGUUCUACCUGUACCAAUGUUCCCAUAUGUAUGUUGAAAUAACUAAUCUGUACGUCAUUUGUUCUCUACACAGAAUUUCUUUAGUUUAA